AUGGUGACGGUUACAUGGAGCCCAAAUUCCAAUCCUUUCGACAGACGGGAAUCAAAAAGUGACGAAGAGACGAUGGGUGUGGACAGAAGCAUGCCUGAGUGGCCGCCAGAGAAUCCUUUUGAAAGACACUGCCUGGAGAAGGAAGAGGUAAAAUCCAAUGACUGGAUUCGUCUUUAUGUGGAACUUGCGCUUGCCACAACUGAAGAUAGGGAUGGUGAUGUGAAGUUAAAAUUGAAGAUUGUGAACGUGGCUACAGAUUUGCUUGAUGAGGGAGUCAAUGCCAAAAAUGCAACCUUCUACAUAAGGUACAAUGACUUGUCCAAGGCUGCUCUUGGUGAGGUUUCUGAUCACAUUGCUAUAGUUAGAAGAAGGUUCGAUGAAGAUACGGGAUGCUUCAUUCUCGUGGGUCAGAGUCAUCAAAGUUCAGAAAUUUUAAGUGGAGUAUCACAGUGUGGCUUGGCUCGUCGUCUGGACAACAGAAGAUCCGUUUGA
Messenger RNA from Brassica oleracea var. oleracea, 492 nucleotides. Its product is annotated as UPF0725 protein At3g25080-like. Bases 1 to 492 code for a protein of 163 amino acids. The transcript is spliced from 3 exons. NCBI's taxonomy places the organism in Eukaryota, Viridiplantae, Streptophyta, Magnoliopsida, Brassicales, Brassicaceae. The record is from RefSeq and is a predicted model, not a curated record.